Scheffersomyces coipomensis is the source of this 2205-nucleotide messenger RNA. RefSeq lists its product as uncharacterized. Gene Ontology annotation, cellular component: Golgi membrane. The coding region runs from base 1 to 2205 and encodes 734 amino acids. Gene Ontology annotation, biological process: intra-Golgi vesicle-mediated transport. NCBI's taxonomy places the organism in Eukaryota, Fungi, Ascomycota, Pichiomycetes, Serinales, Debaryomycetaceae. The transcript has a single exon. The record is from RefSeq and is a predicted model, not a curated record.
AUGGUGGAGGAUACAGAAUUUGCAUCCCCAACUCCUGAAGUGAAUGGUGAUGAUCAACUUCUUGAACAAAGUCCAACUCCAUUACCAACUCCAAUAAGUGGAGCAACUACAACUACAACCAAUAAAUCAUCAAGUCUGUUUGAAACUGCCUUACAAGUAUGGACUGAGAUUGAUUUACCUUCUUUACAACGGAAAUUGGAUGAACAAGGAUUGGAAUUGAAAGAUGAUCAAAAGAAUUCUUUACUGAAUCGUAAAGAAUUAGCUUCUAAAACUAAAGAAUUUAGAAAGUUACUGGAUGAUGAGAAAUUAGAUCAAUUUAAAUCAUUAUUAAAGUUAUAUCAGAAUGAAAUUGAUUCAUUAACCAAUCGAAAGAAAACAGUUGAGAAUUAUUUCUUUGGCAUAUAUCGAUUAAUAGCAGAAGCUCCUGAUCCAAAACCUUUAUUAGAAGCAUCAUUGGAUUCAGUUAUGCAAUCAACUGAAGUUGAUGGAUUAAAAAGAGAAGUUGAUAGAUUAACAGAAGAAUUAACUCGAAAAGCAGAUUAUGAACAAUUGAAACAACGAUUAUUAAGAAAUGAACAAAAAGCAGCCGAAUUAUUAACCUCCAAAUUAAAUGCUAAAGAUGAUGAAUAUAAAUCAUUAAUCGAUGAAAAGGAAUCAAAUUGGUUAGAAAAGGAAAAUCAAUACCAAUCUCAAUUAAAAACAGCUCAAAAUCAAAUUGAAGAAUUAAGAACUUCAAAAGAAGUAACUGAAUUACAAUUGGAUUCUCAAAAUAAAAACCGUUCAUCUCUUCAUGAUUCUUCAUCAACUCCUUCCUUAUUAGCUCAAUUAGAUAUAGUGUCAAGAGAUGCCGAAUCUUCUAAAAAGAGGAUAUAUCAAUUAGAAAAGAGAAAUGAAGAUUUAAGACGAGAAUUAUCAAAAUCUAAAAAUGAUAGUGCUAUUCAAAGUUUAAAAGAAGAAUUUUCUAAAAAAUCAUUGGAAUUAGAAGGAGAGAAUGCAUUAUUAGUCGCUAAUUUAGAUCAAAUUAGAAAAAAAUUACAUGAUUCAAUUAAAGAAAAUAAUACCAUUCAAGAAACAUUUCAUAAAGAUUCUGAAAAAUUUAAUAUUGAAAUUAAAAAUCUUAAAUCUCGAUUGGAUAAAACUUUUGAUUAUGAUGAAAUUAAACAUGAAUUACAUCUUUUAAGACAAAUUGAAUUUGGUCAAGAUGAUGAUAAUGAAAAUGAUGAAAAUGGAAAUGGUGAUUUAACUAAUACAGAUUCAGAUGAUACCAACAAUCUUGAUAAUAUCUUAAUUAAUAGAAAUAAAAUCUUAACUCAAGAAUUAGCUCAAUAUAGAUCUCAACAUGAAGAUAUCCAAAAACAAAUUUCCCUAUUAGAAUCACAAAAUACAAUUUUACAACAAGAAUUAAUUAAAUCCCAAGAAUUAAAUUAUAAAUUAGAAGACGAUAUCGCCGAGGUUCAAGAUACAGUUAAAUUUAAUGACAAUUCAAGUUUAAUAUCAGGGGUAAGUAGAGUUACAAGACCAGGUAGAAAUGGAAGUAUAAUAUCAGGAUAUUCAGGAAGUAAUACUAUAUUAGGAGGUGGUCUUGGUGGUGGUGAAGAACCAUCAUCGAUUUUACCUAUCAUAACUAAACAAAGGGAUAGAUUCAGAGAUCGUAAUACUGAAUUAGAAGAAGAAUUAAAAAAGCAAUAUAAUACAUCUACAAGUCUUAGACGAGAAUUAAAUAUCUUAAAGAAAGAUAAUGAAGAAUUAUAUGAAAGAACAAGAUAUCUUGCAUCUUUUAAUCAAACUCAACAAUCAAUUGCAUCAAGAAAUACUUUCUCAGGUAAAAAAUUAUAUCAACCCAAACCAAAUGUUGAUCUUGAAAGUAAUCCAUAUCAUCAAACUUAUGAAUCUAAAUUACAUCCAAUUGAACAAUUUAGAAUACGAGAACAAGAAAGAAUUAAUUCAAAAUUAUCUCCAUUAGAAAGAUUAUUCAUAUCCUUAACUAGAGCAAUCUUAGCUACAAGAACAACAAGAAUGUUAUUUUUCUUUUAUUGUUUAGGAUUACAUUGUGUGGUAAUGUUUAUUACUAUCUACGCUAUGAGUUUACAUACAACUUUCAUACCGGAAGUUGGGUUGAAUGCAAGUACAGGUGGUAUAGCUAGUGGUCAAGCUGGAUCUCCUGAUAUAAUUGGGAAAGUUCAAACCCCCGACGGGAUUAUUUAA